Molecule: messenger RNA, 1098 nt
Organism: Habropoda laboriosa
Lineage: Eukaryota; Metazoa; Arthropoda; Insecta; Hymenoptera; Apidae
Gene: Twi
Product: protein twist
Exons: 2
Coding region: 1-1098 (365 amino acids)
Biological process (GO): developmental process; regulation of transcription by RNA polymerase II
Molecular function (GO): RNA polymerase II transcription regulatory region sequence-specific DNA binding; protein dimerization activity; DNA-binding transcription factor activity, RNA polymerase II-specific
Source: RefSeq, a predicted model, not a curated record
AUGCAGACUUCGCAACCAGUGAGCCUUCAGACCCAAAGGAUCCAAGGUCUUUACCUUCUGGACAAUAACGACAGUUCUGGGAUUCCCCACAGUGCUGGAAGUUCAGCCAGUAAUUCUCCCGACCACUAUGAAAGGUUCUCACCUCCGACACACCUGAUGGACCUCAGCAGCCCUCCGGAGCACAGAGAUCUACCUGGAUAUCCAACGCAUCAUCACCAUCAUCAUCACCAUCAAGUGUUGUACCAACAGCCCACCUAUCUGAUGUACGAGAAUCCCGACGAGGAGAAGAGGUACCAGGACCAUCCAAACGGGAAGAUCCUCAGGGAAUUGCAGACCGAUUACGACAGACGUCUACACGACAAUUCUCCAGGAUUUCUGUCCGAUCAUAGCAGAGAUCACGAGCAAAGUCUCUAUCUGACACCGUCUCCUCAGAUGUAUUCCUCUGGUGGCGAAGAAAUGGCGCCUAGACAGCCUCAGCAGGGUUAUCACCAUGUGGAAUCGGUGGAAUACAAGCCGGAAGUGCUGGAGUACAAACCUGAUGUGGACCAGCAGAGGUACAAACAGGUGGAGAUGAGCCAGAUCACAGAGCCGUCUUCCUCGACUAAGAGUUACGUGAUCGAAGGAUCGAGGAACGGUGGGAAGAGAAAGAGGAAGUCCAGCAGCAUCGAGAACGAGUCUGAAACGGAGAGUAACGCAUCCUCGACGAAGAAUAAGGUUAGGAGGAAGAGUGGAGCAACUUUCGAGGAGAUUCAGAAUCAAAGGGUGAUGGCCAAUGUGAGAGAACGACAGAGGACGCAGAGUUUGAACGAGGCGUUUGCCGCAUUGAGGAAGAUCAUACCCACGUUGCCCAGUGACAAGUUGAGCAAGAUCCAGACGCUGAAGCUGGCCACAAGGUACAUCGACUUCCUGUUCCAGGUGUUGCACUGUAACAUGGAGAACACCGAUGGAACUGAGGAUGCUGGUGAACGAAACCCAAGAAGCGCGGUCUUAGCCGCCAGAGAAAUAACUUCGUCGUCGUGCAGUUACAUGGCCCACGAGAAGCUCUCGUACGCCUUCAGCGUGUGGAGGAUGGAGGACGACUGGAACUCGAAUCUCUAG